UAUCCUUGUAGCUAGCACACUUACCUGGGAACCACUAUCAACACAUAAGGAGUUCAGAAGUUCCCUCCGCAUUAACAGCAGCCAGCACUGUAUCAGCACGUUAUGUACAGACCAGUCAUAGCCUCCCGAAAAUCUUUCCCACCAUGGAUUGUCAUCCUCGGUGUGCUUGGAGUGCUGGCAGCCCUUGGGCUAAUUAUUGGACUCUUAGUUCACUUUCUGGCAGUAGAAAACAAGAUCUACUACUAUCAAGGUAGUUUUAAAGUGUUGAAUAUUCCAUAUGACAGAAAUUAUGCAAGGGAGACAUCACUAGAAAGUAACUACCUCAGUAAAAUCCUCGAGAUUAAAAUGGUUGAUGCCUUUCAGAAUUCUAACAUUUACAAACAGUAUAUCAACUCUCAGAUCAUCACAUUGGUUCCUGACGGCAACAGUGUGACCGCACAUAUAUGGUUGGUGUUUAAGGACCCCUGGUCAAAUAAGAAAAACCUAAGAAAGAGAAUUGAAAGCAUCUUACAUCAGAUGCUGGAGAACAACUCAGGAUCCCUGACUACAGAUCCUGGGUCUCUGACGCUCACAGAAAUCAGUAAGGUUGAUGCUGAGAAGAUUAUCAACAACCGCUGUGGGAGACGACCAAGAAUGUCUGCAACCUAUGACAGAAUCACGGGAGGUUCCACUGCUCACAAAGGAGAGUGGCCGUGGCAAGCGAGUCUCAGAGUGGAUGGUAGACACUACUGUGGGGCAUCCCUAAUCAGUGAAAGAUUUCUGCUAACAGCAGCUCACUGCUUUCAAAGGACAAAUAAUCCGAAAAACUUAACAGUUAGCUUUGGCACCAGAGUAACUCCAGCCUACAUGGAGCAUGCUGUUCAAGAAAUUAUUAUUCAUGAAGAUUAUGUGAAGGGGGAACACCAUGACGACGUUGCAGUUAUAAAGCUCACUGAAAAGGUUUCAUUCAGGAAUGAUGUACAUCGAGUUUGUCUUCCAGAAGCCACGCAGAGUUUUCCACCAGGUGAAGGAGUCGUUGUUACAGGAUGGGGAUCACUUUCUUACAAUGGUAAAUCCCCACUGUUACUUCAGAAAGCAUCCAUUAAAAUUAUUGACACAAAUACUUGCAAUUCUGAAGAAGCUUAUGGAGGCAGGAUAUUGGACACAAUGCUCUGCGCUGGCUACUUGGAAGGCAAUAUCGAUGCUUGCCAGGGUGACUCUGGAGGACCACUAGUUCAUCCCAAUUCAAGAGAUAUUUGGUACCUUGCUGGGAUAGUGAGUUGGGGACAUGAAUGUGGCAGAGUCAACAAGCCAGGGGUCUAUAUGAGAGUAACUUCCUACCGUGACUGGAUUGCCUCCAAGACUGGUAUCUAGUAGAAAACCAUCUUCUAAUAAUGAAUGCAGAUCAUAUUGCCUGAUAGUCUAUCAUUGAACAUCCAUUUCUUUAUUUUUUCCAUUGUAUAUGUGUGUGCCUCUGUGUGUUUUGGCAUAUGUAUGGGUAAAUGUGUGUUUGUGUUCAUAUAUGUAAGUGUGCAUGUAAAUAGAUGUGUAAGUUAAUGUUAAGAAUCAUCCUCAAUAAUUUCAAUAAUUUAGUUGGGCGGUGGUGGUGCACACCUUUAAUCCC
Arvicanthis niloticus (Nile rat) is the source of this 1603-nucleotide messenger RNA. Its product is annotated as transmembrane protease serine 11B-like protein. Gene Ontology annotation, molecular function: serine-type endopeptidase activity. Lineage: Eukaryota; Metazoa; Chordata; Mammalia; Rodentia; Muridae. The record is from RefSeq and is a predicted model, not a curated record. Gene Ontology annotation, biological process: proteolysis. Gene Ontology annotation, cellular component: extracellular region; plasma membrane.